AUGUCGCGGAAUAAGCAACCACGUGACCAGCCGAGGCUCUUGAAAACGGCGAUCCACCACCACGCCACGACACGUAGUCAUUGCCACCGGACAACCUGGUGGUGCCGCACCUCCUCGGACAUCAUCUACUCCGCUGCUUCUACCUUAUCAGACAGUGUCGAGAAGCAGCUCACAGAACUUCCCGGGGAUUGGAAACCUCCCUCAGAGUCCCGCGCUCGGAAGAACUUUGCCUUUCUCUGCACUUUCACUCUCACAACAGCCAAAUCAUGGCUCGAGGUGAGAAAGGAAAGCAGCUGGCGGAAGUAUAAUGAUUGCUUGUGCGACGAGACGGUGGGUCUCCAUGUGGGCGUGGAUAUACCGUUUAUUCUAUUCUGUUUUACAAGCAUGUUUCGCAUUCGUAGCGAUCACUGUUUUUUUUGCAAGUAUGGCAUGCAUCCGGAAUCCACCACCUGGCGCUCAAAAUCUCGACGCCACUUCCAUGGGGUAUUGUGUUGCGCAACUAUACGCGUCGUUCCUGCUCUCCAUCAUAGGACUAUUUUGCUAGGCGUACUUCAGCAGAUCAAUAGAUUUGUAUGCCAUUUGUAAGAAGGACAACAAACCGCUCGAGUUAAGACGUGACAAUAUCUUGUAUCACGUCGGCUUAUUUCGCAUGGCGCAGUUCUUUCUUUCCUACUCUUUGGCAUUUGUCCUGGGCGCUCUUCUAUCAUCGCUCUAGGGAUGAAUUACAUUACCUCUCUUGCGGUAGUUAUCACGCUCUACAUACUCUUGGAUGCUGUAUAAUGUUACUUUCGCGUGUCUUUCAUUUGCUAGCGUGUGGUUCGGUAUUUUCGCCCAUUACAAAUUGUUUACAGAAUCGUGAUACUACCAGUGUGUGUUUCUAUCAUUACAUUUAAUUGAUUUGUGGACUUUGAAGCA
Messenger RNA from Suillus subalutaceus, 915 nucleotides. RefSeq lists its product as uncharacterized. NCBI's taxonomy places the organism in Eukaryota, Fungi, Basidiomycota, Agaricomycetes, Boletales, Suillaceae. The coding region runs from base 1 to 585 and encodes 194 amino acids. The record is from RefSeq and is a predicted model, not a curated record. The transcript has 5 exons.